Messenger RNA from Tetrahymena thermophila SB210, 351 nucleotides. Its product is annotated as transmembrane protein, putative. Lineage: Eukaryota; Ciliophora; Oligohymenophorea; Hymenostomatida; Tetrahymenidae. The record is from RefSeq and is a predicted model, not a curated record. The transcript has a single exon.
AUGUCUUGUUGCCUAUAUAAUGCUUGCUUAAUACUUUUGUAUGCUAUCGCUUGUAUGUUAUUUUAUAAUCCUAUUUUUCGAUAUAGGCUAUGUAGAUAUAUAUACCUGUUUUGUAUGAGAUUUUUACUACUUUUAUUUAAUAUUUUGGUUACUAAAUUAUUAUCAAUUAAUUUAUCUUUUUUGAUUGAUUAAUAAUAUCACUUUCUUUUGAAAACCUACCUACCUUUCUUUUUCUUAUUUAUUUAUGCUUAUUUCUUUCUCAUUAUAUUUAAUGCGAAUUCAUCAUACAAACAAAAUUCGCAACAAAAGAUGUUUGUUUUAGAUAGUUUUUUCAAUUCUAAAUAUAUAUGA